CUCUUAUGAUCUCAAUACAAUUAAUUUGCCUACUAGUAAUAGACAAGAUAACAUAAAUACUAUAAGACUCUUAACUUUUGAUAAAAAGAUGACUAAAGUACUUUAUGAAAAGCAAAGAAGAAAAAGCCAAGCACUUGAAUUAGAUUCAAAUAACUUUCAA
Messenger RNA from Dentiscutata erythropus, 160 nucleotides. Lineage: Eukaryota; Fungi; Glomeromycota; Glomeromycetes; Diversisporales; Gigasporaceae. The record is from the annotation of a GenBank genome assembly.